CGCCAGAAUUUCACGUGUAUAAAUAAUACUACAUUUGUAUAUCAGCUGUGUAAGAGCUGGAGUGUGCACGGUUAGAGUUUUCGCCCAGCUGAAAUUGUCUUCUCUUUGCUGUCACCAUGUGGAUCCAAGUGCGUUCCAUGGACGGUAAAAAGUCCAUCCAAGUGGAUGGACUGUCAAAACUGACCAAGGUGGAGGAGCUGAGAACUAAACUGGAAAACCCCUUCGAUGCUCCACCAGAAAGACAACGCCUUUUCUACCGUGGAAAACAGUUAGAAGAUGGGCACACUCUGUUUGAUUACGAUGUUGGACUCAAUGAAAUUGUUCAAAUUAUGGUGCGUCAGUGUCUCCCAUUGCAAGCUAGCCUUCCUGUUAAUUCAGCUAACUGUAACGGCUACAUCAGCGAUAGCUCUGAUGUUGCUAUGGAAACGGGCGAGGCUAUUGGAAGUGAUACUGCUGGUCCUUCUUCAAGCCACGAUGAAAAUGAAGAGAAUGAAACAGGCAGCAUAUAUAGGGUUGGUGAUAUAGUUGAUUGCCUGGAUAUCGGAUCAGGAGCUUGGUUUGAAGCAGAACUAAAAAUAAUUACACCCAAAAACAGUAAUGCUGCAAAGAAUGAGGCUUGUGAGCCUAAUCAGGAAACCAAAGACCAAACAAACAUUAGCAAAGACAUUGUUGCCACGAAUACAAACAGUAGUGACUGUGUUGAUGGUCACUGUGAUAUCAAAAGUCUCAGUUACGAUAAAAAGGUAACCGAGAGGACUAGUGACGAGGAAAACGAGGAACCAAAUGCUGAUAAAAAAACUACAAAGGCUGAUGGGAAGGUUAAACCAGUCAGGAAUGAGGUGAAGCCUGAAGUGGAAACGGAGGAAGAACCAGAUGAUGGUUUUAUUUACAGUGUAACAUGGGAAGGUUAUGAAGGAACAAAUGAUGUCUGCAGUCGUCAUAUUCGACCAAGAGCACGAACCAUUAUAGAGUGGGAUGAUUUGAAGGAGGGUAUGACUGUUAUGGCCAAUUAUAAUCCAGAUGUACCGCAAGAACGAGGAUACUGGUAUGAUGUAAUAAUCACCAAUAAGAGAGAUACCAGGAAUAACAAGGAUAUUUUUGGUACAGUUUGUCUUGGUCAAAAGGGUAACAUGUUACAUGACUGCCGAAUACUAUUCAUUGACGAAAUCUAUAAAAUUGAAAAAGCUGGGGAAGCUAGCAGCAACCCAAAAGAUUUUAUGUUGAAUGAAGAAGGAUCUCCCGUGAAACGUCAAACGCAACCUGAAUGCAACCGUUGUAAAGACAAUCCACGACGAAAGUGUAAAUACUGUGCAUGUCAUGUAUGUGGAGGAAAGAAUGACCCAAACAAGCAGCUUAUGUGUGAUGAAUGUGAUAUGGCGUAUCACUUAGCUUGCUUGGAUCCGCCGCUAGAUUCUCUACCUGAUGUUGAGGAAUGGUAUUGUCCUAUAUGUAAAAAUGAUGACACCGAAGUUGUCAAAGCUGGUGAAAAACUGAAAUCCAGCAAGAAAAAAUCCAAGAUGGCAUCUGCUACAUCAACAACUAAUAGGGACUGGGGAAAGGGUAUGGCAUGUGUAGGUCGUACAAAAGUGUGUACCAUCGUUCCUUCAAAUCAUUUUGGUGAAAUACCGGGUAUUCAUGUGGGACAGUUGUGGAAAUUCAGGGUCCAAGUUAGUGAAGCUGGAGUUCAUCGACCUCAUGUUGCCGGUAUCCAUGGACGUGAACAUCAUGGUGCUUACUCUAUAGUUCUUUCGGGAGGUUACGAGGAUGAUCAGGACGAUGGGGACUGUUUUACUUACACAGGAAGUGGCGGAAGAGAUCUAUCGGGGAAUAAACGUACCGCUGAACAGUCAUGUGAUCAAAGGCUCACCAAAAUGAAUAUGGCUCUGGCACUGAACUGUAAUGCGCCUGCUAAAGAACAGGGCAAUGAAGCGAAAGAUUGGAAAAGUGGUAAACCUGUGCGUGUGAUUCGAAACUGUAAAGGACGUAAACAUUCCAAAUAUUCGCCUGAAGAAGGGAACAGAUAUGAUGGAAUAUAUAAAGUUGUCAAAUACUGGCCUGAGACUGGUAAAAGUGGCUUUCUUGUUUGGCGUUACCUAUUACGACGUGAUGAUGCAAACCCAGCACCCUGGACAGCUGCAGGCAAGAAAAAGAUCAAAGAACUUGGACUAAAACUAGUGUAUCCAGAAGGAUACCUUGAAGCCCAGAAAAACAAGGAAGAGCAAGAAAACAAGGGUUCCUCUCCAAAUAAAAAAGCUACCAAAGGCAAGAAAAGAAAACUGGAAGAAUCUCCCAUCAAAACCCCAUCUAAGAAGGCAUCCACUGAUAGCAUAUCUGGAGCUACAAAGAAAUUGAUUGUGGUUGACAAGGUUAAUAAGAAACUAUGGGAUGAAGCAGUCGCACAAGUCAAGGGCGGAAAGAAAUUUGUUGAAGCUGUUGAGGAGAUAUUUCAGUGUGUAUGUUGCCAGGAAGUUGCACUUGACCCUGUUACGACCCCAUGUCAACACAAUAUAUGCAAAUCCUGCCUGCAACGUUCCUUCCAAGCUAAAGUCUACAACUGUCCAGCUUGUCGUAAUGAUCUAGAAAAAGGAUGCACUAUAUCAAUCAACAAAGAACUACAAACCGCUCUAAGGAAAAUAUUCCCUGGUUACGAAAAUGGCCGAUAAAAAGAACCUCACUUUACAUUCCUAGAUACCUUAAUAAUACUAAUUAUUAGAUUUGCAAGGGCAUAUUUCUCUUUACCAAACAAAUUCUUUGAGACAAUCUUUUGUGACUGCUAAUUUUCUCAAGUUGGACAAAACAAACUUGUUUUUUAAAUACGCUAAAUAAUCUGGUUUCUAAGGACCAAUCAUUUUAAAAUGUUGCAGCUUAGAUCUGCUUUGGUUGCUUGGUAACCAUUUUUUCGAUUGUAUUUUACAGCAACCAUUUUACUGCACUUACAACUAUUAUUUUAAAUACAUAAUCUUUUCUAGUCUUUAUACAGAGUUGCACUUUAUUAUAUCCAUCAACAUCACUGCCUUAUCUUUUUCAAAACCAAAACUGCCUUAAAAAGUAUAUUUACAUAGAUUCUUUUUUACUAAUUUUUGUAUUUCAUUUGACAUUUCACAAAUGACAAUUCAAGCCACCUUGCAAGUUGAAGAAAACUUCUCGUAACUGCAAAGCUGAGAUUUAUGCAAGAAUUUCCACAGCGUGUUAAAUGUACACAAGUUCUCGAUAUAAAAAAAAAAUGUUUAUGCCCAUCUCCCAGCGAUAAGUAUCUUGAAGUUGAGUUUUCAGAAAUUUUGCUUUUUCCAAAUGACUGUGAUAAUUCUGCAAUCUAUUUACUACAUUCUUGAUGUGAAAAAUGGUGAUCUCUCAAAAAUAAAUCUCUAUAUAUUUUUACUUGUUCUGUUUACUUUGUUUGUACUGUUAAUGUUUAAAUGUAGGCUCUAUUUACUGUGAAUGUUUUAGUGUUCAUACUGUUAAAUAAAAUUCAUGUAUUUU
This is a messenger RNA of Saccoglossus kowalevskii, 3480 nucleotides long. RefSeq names its product E3 ubiquitin-protein ligase UHRF1-like. NCBI's taxonomy places the organism in Eukaryota, Metazoa, Hemichordata, Enteropneusta, Harrimaniidae. Gene Ontology annotation, biological process: protein ubiquitination; negative regulation of gene expression via chromosomal CpG island methylation. Gene Ontology annotation, molecular function: ubiquitin protein ligase activity; protein binding. The record is from RefSeq and is a predicted model, not a curated record.